This is a messenger RNA of Darwinula stevensoni, 609 nucleotides long. The record is from the annotation of a GenBank genome assembly. NCBI's taxonomy places the organism in Eukaryota, Metazoa, Arthropoda, Ostracoda, Podocopida, Darwinulidae.
AUGAAUCGAAUCGAGAGGUUUUUCGUGGAGGCCGGUGCCCUGGACGGAAAGUCAAUAUCGAAGACCCUCUACUUGGAAGAGAAAUACGGAUGGAAGGGACUCUUGGUGGAACCGAAUCCUCACCUCUUCCAGAAGAUGAUGUACCUCAAGAGAAAUGCUUGGCUCGCUCCCUUUUGUCUUUCGCCAGAAGCCAGGGUCAAAUACGAGGUGAUGGAGUAUCCGUACGACCCGAAGGAUCCGAUCGCCUCCUGGGGAGGCGGGAUCAGUAAGAAAGGAAAAAUCAAAGGUUCCAUAAAAAAUGGCACUUCAAUCUACUCCGCUCUGGUCAAGUGUUAUCCCCUUCACACGCUCUUGGAUGCUCUGGGCAUCACAACUGUCCACUUUUUCAGCUUGGACGUGGAAGGGCUGGAAUUGCAAGUUCUCAAGACAUUGCCCUUUCAGCGCAUUCAGUUUCACGUUAUCGAGGUGGAGUUCCUUUUUAACGACGAAGGGAAGCAAAGUCUGAAGGAUUUCCUCCUUUCGAAGGGAUAUCAGCUGGUGCACAAAACAUAUGGAGAAUUCAUCUUCGCCAACAUGACUGCAUUGGAUUCAGAAGUUGAAAGAGCUUGA